ACCUCCCUCACUCGAGUGGACCUCCUUUUGAAGCAGAGUCUUCUCGUCUUCUUCUUUCCACUCACUCUCGCUGCUCGCCGCGUCUCAUCAGGACCUCCACGUUUGCGUCCCCCCCGCCCCUGCCCCUCAUGCACCCCGCCCCCGGCUCCUGAGAGAUGCUCUCCCCGCUCUCCUUCAACUUACCGGCCUGACAAGUCCAGAGGGACCCGAGCAGGACUCUACAGUUCUGGACCGGGACCACCUCCUCCUCCUCCUCCUCCUCCUCCUCAGGUCCAGGUGUCUCGUGCAGGAGGAUUACUCUUCAUCCUCAUCUUCUUCAUCCCCCGCCCUCCUAUGAUGUUCUCCAUCCAGGACGGCCUCCCCCGGGGGGGUCUGACCAUGAAGGAGGAACCGCUCCCCACCGGCAUGACCCCGGUGCGCUCCUGGAUGCACGGCGCGGGGAUCCUGGACGCCAACACCGCAGCGCAGAGCGGUGUGGGUCUAGCGCGAGCUCACUUCGAGAAGCAGCCGCCGUCCAACUUGAGGAAGUCCAACUUCUUCCACUUUGUCCUGGCGCUGUACGACCGCCAGGGUCAGCCCGUGGAGAUCGAGAGGACGUCCUACGUGGACUUUGUGGAGAAGGACAAGGAGUACAACGGAGAGAAAACCAACAAUGGAAUCCACUACAGGUUACAGCUUCUUUACAGCAACGGCAUCCGGACAGAACAAGACCUUUUCGUGCGCCUCAUUGACUCCAUGACAAAACAGCCCAUCCUGUACGAGGGACAGGACAAGAACCCCGAAAUGUGUCGCGUCCUGCUCACGCACGAGAUCAUGUGCAGUCGCUGUUGUGACAAAAAAAGUUGUGGCAAUCGGAACGAGACGCCUUCGGACCCCGUCAUCAUCGACAGGUUCUUCCUCAAGUUCUUCCUCAAGUGCAAUCAGAACUGUUUGAAAAAUGCGGGCAACCCGCGAGACAUGAGGCGCUUCCAGGUGGUGGUGUCCACCACCGUCAACGUGGACGGUCACGUGCUGGCCGUCUCCGACAACAUGUUUGUCCACAACAACUCCAAACACGGGCGACGCGCUCGACGCCUGGACCCCUCUGAAGCCACGCCGUGCAUCAAAGCCAUCAGCCCGAGCGAAGGCUGGACCACUGGAGGCGCCACCGUCAUCCUCAUCGGCGACAACUUCUUCGACGGCCUGCAAGUGGUGUUUGGAACCAUGCUGGUCUGGAGCGAGCUCAUCACGCCGCACGCCAUCCGGGUCCAGACGCCUCCUCGCCACAUUCCCGGCGUGGUGGAGGUCACGCUGUCGUACAAGUCCAAACAGUUCUGCAAGGGAGCGCCGGGCCGCUUUGUCUACACAGCUUUGAACGAGCCCACCAUCGACUACGGCUUCCAGAGGUUACAGAAGGUCAUCCCUCGCCACCCCGGCGACCCCGAGAGGUUACCUAAGGAAGUGCUGUUGAAGCGUGCGGCCGACCUGGUGGAGGCGCUGUACGGGAUGCCUCACAACAACCAGGAGAUCAUCUUGAAGCGGGCGGCCGACCUGACGGAGGCGCUCUACAGCGUCCCGCGCUCUCACAACCAGCUGCCCUCCCUGGGAGGCUCCGCCCACUCGGGCAUGAUGGGCGUCAACUCCUUCAGCAGCCAGCUGGCCGUCAACAUUUCCGAGGCCUCGCAGGCCGACCAAGGUUAUUCCCGUAACUCCAACAGCGUGUCUCCUCGCGGUUACGUGGCCAGCUCCACGCCGCAGCAGUCCAACUACUCCGCCAUCACCUCCUCCAUCAACGGCUACGGCGCCGCCGCCAUGGGCAACCUGGCCGUGCCCGGCUCGCCCGGCUUCCUCAACGGCUCCGGCGCCAACUCCGCUUAUGCAAGCCCUUACUCAUUCUCUCCUGUCCAUAUGGUCUCCGCAGUCAAACAGAAGAGCGCCUUCGCCCCCGUCGUGCGGCCACAGACCUCGCCGCCCCCCGCCUGCACCUCCUCCUCCAAUGGCGGCAGCCUGCAGGCCAUGGCCGGUCUCAUCGUCCCUCCCAUGUGAGCAGACUCCGCCCCCUCCCAACCUCUCGGCUCCGCCCCCAGCAGGAAGCGGCCGCCCUACCAAGGGGUAACACCAAUUAAGGGGGGCUAGGGGUGUUCUUCAUCAAGAUGGAAGACGUGGAACAAUCCAGAACCUUCUCCAUCCAACCUUUUUCAGUCCAAGUCGAGUCUUCCGGCGUCUUCUUCGGCGGCGUCCGGAGCAGGGGUCACCAACCUUUUUGAAAGCAAGAGCUACUUCUUGGGUACUGAUUAAUGCCAAGGGCUACCAGUUUGAUACACACUUCAAUAAAUUGCCAGAAAUAGCCAAUUUGCUCCAUUUACCUUUAACUCUAUGUUAUUAUGAAUAAUCGAGGCGGUAUAGCUCGGUUGGUAGAGCGGCCGUGCCAGCAACUUGAGGGUUGCAGGUUCGAUCCCCGCUUCUGUUAUCCUAGUCACUGCCGUUGUGUUCUUGGGCAAGACACUUUACCCACCUGCUCCCAGUGCCACCCACACUGGUUUAAAUGUAAAAAUUAGAUAUUGGGUUUCACUAUGUAAAGCGCUUUGAGUCACUAGAGAAAAAGCGCUAUAUAAAUGUAAUUCACAAUUCAGAAUUAAUGAUAUUUAUCUUUGUGGAAACACAGAUCAUCUUAAUGAUUUCUCACAAAAAAUAUAUAUUUUGAUGACAUGUGGUUAUUUGAUGACAUAGGUUAAAAUCCAAUCUGCGCUUUUUUAAAAUAUAUAACAAAUUGGACCAAGCUAUAUUUCUAAAAAAGACAAAUCAUUAUUUCUUCUAGAUUUUCCAGAACCAAAAUUUUAAAAGAAAUUCAAAAGACUUUGAAAUAAGAUUUAAAUUUGAUUCUACAGAUUUUCUAGAUUUGCCAGAAUAAUUUUUGGGAAUUUUAAUCAUUGAAGAAAUAUUUCACAAAUAUUCUUCGUCGAAAAAAACGAAGCUAAAAUUAAGAAUUAAAUUCAAAUGUAUUUAUUAUUCUUUACAAUAAAAAAAAUAAAAAUACUUGAACAUUGAUUUAAAUUGUCAGGAAAGAAGAGGAAGGAAUUUAAAAGGUAAAAAGGUAUAUGUGUUUAAAAAUCCUAAAAUCAUUUUUAAGGUUGUCUUUUUUCUCUAAAAUUGUCUUUCUGAAAGUUAUAAGAAGCAAAGUAAAAAAAAUAAAUGAAUUUAUUCAAACAAGUGACGACCAAGUCUUUAAAAUAUUUUCUUGGAUUUUCAAAUUCUAUUUGAGUUUUGUCUCCCUUAGAAUUAAAAAUGUCGAGCAAAGCGAGACCAGCUUGCUAGUAAAUAAAUACAACUUAAAAAAUGGAGGCAGCUCACUGGUAAGUGCUGCUAUUUGAGCUAAUUUUAGAACAGGCCAGCGGGCGACUCAUCUGGUCCUUACGGGCGACCUGGUGCCCGCGUUGGUGACCCCUGGUCUGGAGGAACAGGAAGUUCCCUCCAUCCCAGCCGGGAAAACUGGAAUCCUUUUCUUCUUCUUCUUCUUCUUCUUCUUCUUCUUCUCGUGCUUCUUUUCUAAGUGUUUAUAAUCCGCAUUCGAUGUUUGCAAACACCUCCUCGUCUUUUAUGAUUGUACAAAAGCGACUUUUUGUAAAAAAAUAAAUAAAUAAAAGUCAUGACAUCAUGGCCCAGGACGUCCUGGUCUCCUCCCGCUGGACGCCCACUUUUUAACGUUUUUUUUCCUCGACUUUGGCGAGACGACUUUUGUACGCCGUCAUGCCGUGAACACGCGCCGUCUCCAAGCAAAUAACACAGAUAUAUAAAUAUAUGUACGGGAAGUGAACAAGACGGCUGCAGAAAAAGGUGGAUUUGGGGAAGUGAGCGUUGAACUUUCCUGUUUUUGUUUUUCAACGUUUUUUUCUUUGUGUGACAAAAAGAAAAAAGUUUAUGAAAGCACAAAGUUGACCACUUCCUGUGUACAUACGUGUGCAUGUUUGUUUGUUUCCUGUGAUAAUGACGUGCUUUUUGUACAGAAACUUCAAUAAAGAUGACAUCACCUGA
Nerophis ophidion (straightnose pipefish) is the source of this 4011-nucleotide messenger RNA. Its product is annotated as transcription factor COE3-like. Lineage: Eukaryota; Metazoa; Chordata; Actinopteri; Syngnathiformes; Syngnathidae. Bases 334 to 2025 code for a protein of 563 amino acids. The record is from RefSeq and is a predicted model, not a curated record. Gene Ontology annotation, biological process: regulation of transcription by RNA polymerase II. The transcript is spliced from 16 exons. Gene Ontology annotation, molecular function: DNA-binding transcription factor activity, RNA polymerase II-specific; RNA polymerase II cis-regulatory region sequence-specific DNA binding.